Messenger RNA from Callorhinus ursinus (northern fur seal), 1281 nucleotides. NCBI's taxonomy places the organism in Eukaryota, Metazoa, Chordata, Mammalia, Carnivora, Otariidae. The record is from RefSeq and is a predicted model, not a curated record.
GGUGCUGGAAGUGGGAGGACUGCUAUCAGCUUGGUUCCUGGUUGUGAGGCCUAGUGGACCUCGCUUGCCAAACAACCAUCAGUGUGACUUAAAUCAGGUUCCCAGAGUGAGAGAGAGAAAAAGAUCCAUGUGCAAGUGACAUAUUAAGGGAUCAUGGACAUCGAAGCAUAUUUUGAAAGAAUCGGUUAUAAGAACUCUAGGAAGAAACUGGACUUGGAAACAUUAACUGAUAUUCUUCAGCACCAAAUCCGAACCAUUCCCUUUGAGAACCUUGACAUCCAUUGUGGGGAAGCCAUGGAAUUGGGCUUGGAGCCCAUUUUUGAUCAAGUUGUAAGGAAGAACCGUGGUGGGUGGUGUCUCCAGGUCAAUCAUCUUCUGUACUGGGCUCUGACCACAAUCGGUUUUGAGACCACAAUGUUAGGAGGGUAUGUUUACAGUACUCCAGCCAGCAAAUAUAGCAAGGCUAUGAUUCACCUUCUGCUGAAAGUGACUACUGAUGGCAGGAAUUACAUAGUAGAUGCUGGGUUUGGACGCUCUUACCAGAUGUGGCAGCCUCUGGAGUUAAUUUCUGGGAAGGAUCAGCCUCAGGUGCCUUGCAUCUUCCACUUGACAGAAGACAAAGGAAUCUGGUACUUGGACCAAAUCAGAAGAGACCAGUACAUUCCAAACCAAGAGUUUCUUAAUUCUGAUCUCCUAGAAAAGAAUAAAUACCGAAAAAUAUACUCCUUUACUCUUGAACCUCGAACAAUUGAAGAUUUUGAGUCUGUGAAUACAUACCUUCAGAUGUCUCCAACAUCUGUGUUUACAAACAAGUCAUUCUGUUCCUUGCAGACCUCUGAAGGGGUUCACUGUUUAGUGGGCUGCACCCUUACCUAUAGGAAAUUCAAUUUUAAGGACAACAUGGAUUUGAUAGAGUUUAAAAUACUGAAUGAGGAAGAAGUAGAAAAAGAGCUGAAAAAUAUAUUUAAUAUUUCCUUGGAGAGAAAGCUUGUGCCCAAACAUGGUGAUCAAUUUUUUACCAUUUAGUAUAAGGAGCAAAAAUGGUCCUCAGUAUUUCUUCAUGUACUGAAACUUUUUAUUAUAAAAAAUUUUAAUCAUAGAGACAAUAAAAUAGUAAAUGUCUGUAUCACCCAAUUUAUCAAUUAUCAGCUACCAUAUUUCCCCAAUACUCACACAUUAUACUGAGGAAAAUUUUACCCUUAAAAAUGUCAGCAUUUAACAUUACAAAGCUGUAGUCAUCAAGACAGUAUGGUACUGGCAAAAAAAAAAAAAAACAGACAC